Messenger RNA from Carassius gibelio (silver crucian carp), 1386 nucleotides. RefSeq names its product eukaryotic translation initiation factor 4E type 2-like. Gene Ontology annotation, cellular component: cytoplasm; eukaryotic translation initiation factor 4F complex. The coding region runs from base 180 to 866 and encodes 228 amino acids. The record is from RefSeq and is a predicted model, not a curated record. NCBI's taxonomy places the organism in Eukaryota, Metazoa, Chordata, Actinopteri, Cypriniformes, Cyprinidae. Gene Ontology annotation, biological process: translational initiation. The transcript has 7 exons. Gene Ontology annotation, molecular function: RNA 7-methylguanosine cap binding; translation initiation factor activity.
UCGCGCAUGCGCAGUGAGAGCGGUCGCUUCAGGGUAGCAUGCAGUUGAGUUUGUUCAUUGCUCUUUGAAUUAAAAACAUUAUAAUCUAAUUGUAUCAUAUCGUUGUAAUUAUUAUAAAUAUUAUAUCGCAGCUAUAUAAAGUCUUUUAUAAGAAGAAGAAGGAAGAAAUACAAAGCGGAAUGAAUCAGUUUGAACAUUUAAAGGAGGAAGACUGUGGUGAGGAGGAGGAGAUGAAGGACAGUAAUGAGAGCGACGGUGGAUCAAUCAACAACAACAACAACAACAUCAGACGCAAGACGGUGACCCCCGGCGCAGGCGAGCAUCCGCUGCAGUAUAACUACACGUUCUGGUAUUCGCGCCGGACCCCCAGCAGACCUGCUAACACACAGAGCUACGAGCAGAACAUCAGACAGAUGGGGACGGUGGCGUCGGUGGAGCAGUUCUGGAAGCUCUACAGUCACCUGGUGCGACCCGGAGACCUGACGGGACACAGCGACUUCCACCUCUUCAAAGAGGGAAUCAAACCUAUGUGGGAGGACGAGGCCAAUAAGAACGGAGGGAAGUGGAUCAUCCGGCUGAGGAAGGGUCUGGCGUCUCGUUUCUGGGAGAACAUCAUCCUGGCCAUGCUGGGCGAGCAGUUCAUGGUGGGAGAGGAGAUCUGCGGGGUCGUGGUGUCCAUCCGCUUCCAGGAGGAUAUUCUGUCCAUCUGGAAUAAAACGGCAAAUGAUCAGGUGACCACGUCACGGAUACGAGACACACUGCGGCGCGUGCUCAACCUGCCGCCGAACACCAUCAUGGAGUACAAGACACACAACGACAGCCUCAAAGAUAACUCCAGCUUCAGGAACACCAAGAUCGCUUUGUGAAAACCUGGAAACAAUAUUCAUACGGACACUUUCCCCUUUACACCAGCAGCAGCCGGUGCUUCAGACGGACUGUGUGUGUGUGUGUGUGUGUGUGUGAGAGAGACUGUGUGUGUGAGGACAUCAUCCCGUAACAUUCCUUCAGUUUCCUUCAGUGUUUUAUUCCUCAGUAACAGGUUACAUCAGAUUCAGUGUGUGUGUGUGUGUGUGUGAGAGAGAGAGAGAGAGAGAGAGAGAGAGAGAGAGACUGUGUGUGUGUGUGUGUGUGUGAGAGAGAGAGAGAGAGAGAGAGAGAGAGAGAGAGAGAGAGAGAGAGAGAGACUGUGUGUGUGUGUGUGUGUGUGUGAGAGAGAGAGAGAGAGAGAGAGAGACUGUGUGUGUGUGUGUGUGUGUGUGUGUGUGUGAGAGAGAGAGAGAGAGAGACUGUGUGUGUUUGGAAUGAGAACAUGAUUAAAGACAUUGUCUGCAGUUUAGUUCAAUUCUUGUUCAUUUGUAUGUUUUUUCAAAUACAGUUCAUUUCAAA